GGCGCCUCAGCUCACAAUCCUCAACACGUCCACGGCUGCUGCUGCUUCGAGUCUUGAGGAGCCGCAACAAGAAUGCAGAGAUUUAUUUUGGGUGGAAGCCUUAUUUGCUUGUGGUUAAUUUCAUUUCCACUUGAAUCGCGCUCGGCAAACAUAGACCCAUGCUCUGUGGCACACUACGUCAAAACCAACACGACAUGGAGGAAGAACACAGACUACAACAUUAUUCCCAACACCACCACCGCACCGUUCAACAACGACAACACCCUUAACAGCGAGUGGAUACGCUACGUGUACGGGGCGGGCGUCCAACUGAUCCAAUCCUUCCCGGGAUUGUUUCGCUGUGGCACUCGGCGACCCGUGUGGCUGACGGGCACUCCGCCGACCGUCAUCAACACCACAGACGAGGUGCAGGCGUGCGUGCCCUCCUACAACGUGGCCACUGCCACUCCAGACUGCGACACGCAGCUGUACGUCUCCAUCCGCCUCUGCCAAAUUCCCAACACGGCCGAAACCUUUUACGUCUACAAGCUUCCCACCACGCCUCUGGACGCAGCCUACUGCACAGAGGGCGACAGAAACGAGUGCUUGGAGAAAACCGAUUGCGACCUCCUCACGUCCACGUGCGUGGACAUCGUUUACAACACGCUCAACAACUCCGGAUUUUACUGCCAGUGCAAGCCUGGGUUUGCCAAAAAUCCAACAACAGGAAAAUGUGAAGAUGUCAACGAGUGUCUCUCACCGCAGCAGUGCCAAUUGUCGGCGCAUUGCGUCAACACCUAUGGGUCUUUCACAUGUGCUUGUAAUGCAGGCUUCACAGGCAAUGGAUACAACUGCCAAGACAUCAACGAGUGCUUGAACAGAAAUGGAAACUGUAGCGACAUCUGCGUGAAUGAUCAGGGCGGCUACCACUGCGCCUGCCCGGUUGGGUACACGCUGGACCCCAUCAAUCAUGCGUCCUGCUUUGACAUAAACGAGUGCAUGGUGAACAAAGCGAACUGCUCGCAGAACUGUCAGAAUACAGAGGGCAGCUUCGCCUGCACCUGCUGGUCGGGCUACACCAUGAACACCACCACCAAGACGUGUGUCGACAUAAAUGAAUGCCUAAACAAUCCAUGUGGAAGUAGUGGAUCAUGCUCGAACAUUGAUGGAUCUUACGUCUGCAACUGCUUAAGAGGCUUUCAGCUGAACUCUGCAAGGAUCUGUGAAAACAUUAAUGAAUGUUUGACGAGUGCCUGUGGCCCCAACGCAAUCUGCACUGACCUCAUCGGGUCAUUCACCUGCCAGUGCCAACCCGGAUACUCCUCAAAUGGAACAAUGUGCCUCGACAUCAACGAGUGCGCCAACACUGCCAGUCCCAUGUGCCCCAUCGGAACGUGCGAAAACCUCCCCGGAUCUUAUCGCUGCAACUGCCCCUCCGGUUACACCGCAGCCAACAACACCUGCAGAGAUGUGAACGAGUGCCUGAUAUCCGCCUGUGGAUCCAACUCGAUCUGCCAAAACACUCCUGGCUCCUACACCUGUCUGUGCAACAAUGGCUUCACGAGCGUAUCGGGCGUCUGCCAAGACAUCAACGAAUGCCUAGCGAAUCCCUGCGCAGCUCCAGCGUCGUGCAUCAACACCGCAGGUGGCUUCCAGUGCAACUGCCCCCUAGAUUACCAGCUCAAUGGAAACAUUUGUGAAGGUCCGUAUUGUCCUGUCAAUGGAGUGUGCAAUUAUCCCAAUGGCUACAUCGCUUACCUCAACUACAGCAACAACGCGGACGCGCACUGGAACUUCAACUACAGCGCGAGCAGCGGCAUCAGUGGUGUGACGCUGACUGUGGAAAAGUUCUGCACCCAGAAAAACCAGGACUAUCUGGAUUUGGGCCUCGGAAGCAACUACCUUGAUCAGACCACGAUCAAACAGUCGCUUUCAGGCAACAAGACGGCAGGCGAGACAAUCUCGCUGCCGUUUAUCCCCGGCACGCCGGCCUACAUGCACUUCACGUCCGACCGCGACAUCAACUGCACAGGCUUCAAGUUUCGCUUCACAACAGCGGUCAACCAGUGCACAGUACCUGGCCAGAAACUCUGCAGUGAAAAUGCGGUGUGCAUCAGCACGCUGGGGACAUCGGCCUACACGUGCCAGUGCAAGGCUGGCUACGCAGGAAAUGGCACCGUCUGCACGGACGUGGAUGAGUGCCUGACUCUGAACAGGUGCGGAGCUAACCAGGUGUGCAGCAACAAUGUCGGCUCCUACAGUUGCAUCUGCAUCGCAGGAUUCAACACAGUUGGAGGCACCUGCCAGGACGUGGAUGAAUGCGUAAGAAAGCCUUGCCCAGUGAACACCGUAUGCCUCAACACGUUCGGCAGCUACACCUGCCAGUGUGCCGCAGGCUACAUCUACCUGAACAACACAUGCACCGACCUCAACGAAUGCAGCAGCGUGAACCUCUUCUCUUGCCCACCGAACUCGAAAUGCGUGAAUGCAAUCGGCUCCUACAGCUGCCAGUGCACGCCUGGCUACCAGGACGUGAAGGGCGCGUGCCAAGAUGUGGAUGAGUGCCUUCGCGACAACGGGGGCUGCCAGCAUAUCUGCUUCAACAAUGUGGGCAGCUACCGCUGCGGAUGCCGCCCCGGUUACCUGAGCGUCGGGCUCAACGGCUACAUGUGCCUCGACAUUGAUGAGUGCCAGAACCCAACGCUGAACAACUGUAAUCAGAACGCCAUCUGUACCAACACACGUGGGUCCUUCAAGUGUGACUGCAAACCCUACUUCAAAGGGGAUGGCAUCACUUGCAAUGGCUGCUACUGCCCUUCCCAGGACCUUGCCACAAACAGUCUCGAAGUGCCUGCGAAGCAUGCAUGCCCCUGCUUUACGGGCUACAUCACGAGCCCAAACUACCCUGGAAACUAUUCCCUCAACAGCAACUCAUACUGGUUCUUCGACAGUGCACAGUUCAACAAUGACUCCGUUGCUUUCAAUGGACUGAGCUUCAAAAUUUGGAACAUGUCGUUGGAGAAGACGGACGACUACGUGGACUACGGCUGCGGCAUGGAUCCACCGCAGUUGCGCCAGGGCAGGCUCACGGGGGAGAAGAUUGACCUCAGCUCCUUCGUCUUCUACUCCCUCAACUGCAGCAGCACCAGCACCUGGGUCCAGUUCCACUCGGACGCCAAUGAGCCCCGCACCGGCUUCAACAUCGAGUUUGAGUACAUUAUCAACCCCUGCAAAAACAGCUGCGACCCCAACGCCAUCUGCGACAUCAGCAACCCUCGGGCCCCACGCUGCGUCUGCCCCAGUGGAUGGGUGGGCACUGGGAAAAAAUGCUAUGAUGUGAACGAAUGCCUAAACCCUUGCACCUGCCCCGCAUCCACAACGUGCAUGGACUUGGAUGGUGGAUUCAAAUGCAUCUGCCCUCCCGGUUACGUCUUCUCCAACAACGUGUGUGUGGAGGACACCUGCCCUUUCACGGAGAUCCUGAACGAGAAGAACUACACGGUCACGUUCUGUAACCGAUCGUCGGGCUUCUUGCGGUCCCCGCGAUGGCCCGGCGAAUACCGGCCUGAGGAGAACGUGGCCUGGUUUUUCAACCUCACCAACUACUCGGGCAUCUCCUACAAGUUUGUCAAUUUCAGCACUGAGACUAAAGAAGACUUCUUUGACAUUUUCAAGACGACACAAAUUAACCUCAAUGACCAGGUCCUGCAGAUUUCUGGAAAGACAGGAUCCCUGCAAGAAACGUACAAGCAAACCGUCUCGGACAACAUUCCGGACAACUUCACUCUCACUAAAGCCAACGUCAGCGACUUAAUUUGCAACAGAUUCAUAUCCGACCGUCAGAACAAUGGAUACGUCAAGGUUCAGUUCAUGAAAGUCGGGAACAACUGUGCAAGCAACCCCUGCCAGCACAACGCGAAGUGCACAGAGAACGACAAUGGCUUCAGCUGCUCCUGUGUGACCGGCUACACGGGCACCUACUGUGAAGAAGAGGUGACCCAGGUGUUGAGGUUGGAGUGCACCGUCAACUGCCGCUCGGUGACCGUCACGUGGGCCCUCAACUCGCGCGGGGCGCCCGUUCAGGGGCUCCUCUUCCGCCAGGGGCUCACGAGCGGCCAGACCGUGGUAACCAGUCACGUGCCCUACCAGCUGACGAGCCGCGUGGUGGACAACCUGGAGCCCUUCACGGAGUACGUCAUCGACAUUCUGCCCGUUGUCUACACGGGCCAGAGCAAAGGCAGCAGCUGCUUCGUGACCACCCUCUGCUACUCCGACUGCCUAAAGUUUCAGACGGGGCUGCAGGCGGUGGCGCUCACCGCCUCCUCCGUGGAGCUGCAGUGGAGCCCCACUCAGGAGACACCAGCUGCAUUCAAGGCCGUCUACUACACGGAGCCCUACAACUCGCUUGAAGUGAACAGCAUGCCCGUCCAGCGAACAUCCACCAAACUCCCGCUCACCAAUUUGAAACCGGGUUCAAGUUACCGCGUCUGCUUCAGGCUGGUGACUUCCGACAAUAGUUGCACGAUAAACGACGGAAUCUCGUUCAUGACACGGCCAGACCCGGCAUCUGCCAUCGGCAACUUCUCCGCGGUGAGCAUCAACCCGAAUGGGGGGACCUUCUCGUGGGACUCCAACGCCCCGGCUCCUCUCAAAGUCACCGGAUUCGACCUCGUCGGGAACUGCAGCACAGCCGCUGGCGACCAGGUCAUCCGCACGGUGCAUCUGUCGGCCAGCGAUCGCAACGGCACGUUGACGAACUUCCCUUCGUUGUCCAACUGCAAGGCUGUGCUCAUCGUGAACACAAGUAAAGAUGGGUUGGCCUCAAGCCCACCCAUUGAUUUCACCACCAGCAUCGGGGCGGCGAACGUGCGCGCAGUGUCGGUGAGCAACAUCACCGAGACCUCGGCCAUCGUGUCCUGGCAGUCAUUGACUCCCAACGUUCCGGGAAAGUUCUCCACGGUGUACUACACGCAGAUCGCCAACAACACGCCUGUCGGAAUGCUGAUGAGCACGCACACCAACGGGACGACAGUCGACCUCCUGGGCCUGAAACCCGGGGUGGUGUACAACGUCAGCAUCGUCGAGUCCAUCUAUGAGACGCGCAGCAGCAACUCCACCCCCUACUCCUUCCGCACCGUGCCCGAGCCCGUGCUGCCGCUGCCCAGCGUUGUCGCCGUGAGCCGCCAGAGCCCCACGACGGCGCUCAUCGCGUGGUCUCCGCCCAUCGUGACGGAUGGCGUCGACCCCGUCUACUCGCUUCACUACACCAACCUCAACUCGAGCGACCUGCCCGAGACGGUGGUGCCCCUCAACGGGACGGUUGGCGAAGUCCUGCUCAGUGGUCUCACGCCCGGCAACACCUACUCGGCUUAUCUGCAGUGCCAGAAGGCACUGGGCCCACAGAAGAACACCGGCCCCAUGUACUUUACCACUCAACCCGCACAGAAGGUGUCCGACGUGCAGGUGUCGAACGUGACGAUGUACGCGGCGAACCUGCUGUGGGCGGCACCGGCGAACAACAGCUUGGACCCCGUGGUGUUCUACAACGUGAGCGUGUUUCCCGAGGGUUCCAGCACCCCCAUCGCGGCCGUCAUCCUCCCCGACAACAGCACCUCCCUGCCUCUCGUCGGUCUGGUGCCAUCCACCAAUUACAUUGCUUACGUCACAGCAGUGACAAAAGCCGGCUACGUGUAUUCAAGCGACCCAAUGCCUUUUACAACGGACAGCGAAAUUCAACUGGUGCAAGAGACAAGCUCGCCGACGAAUGCGUUCAUCGACUGGGACUACAAGAACCAGGCCGAUAACAUCACGUCCUGGCAGGUGCAGGUUAUCGAUGACCUCACCAAGCAGACGACUAAUUUCACACGGUCAUCCUCCGAUCUCAACCUUCAGGACCUGCUGCCCGGCACCAACUACACAAUUAUCGUCACCCCCAUCACCGCCGCGGGCCCGAAACCCUCGCGCACGCUGCAUUUGACAACCCAGCCCGAUCCUCUGAAUCUGCCAUCCAGAAUAAGGAACUUGAAUAAAAUUGAGAGUGAAAUUGAUGCAAUCUUCCUUGCUUGGGACAAGCCUGAAAGGAGUGGAAAUAACUUGACUUACAAGGUCCGAGUGGAAUCGUUCAGUGACGUUCGGGAGAGCGUGACCGCGAGCAACUUCAUCACGCUCUCGGGCCUGCUCGACGGCGUGGCUUACAACAUCAGCGUAGUUCCGGUGGACGACAAUGGGACAGGGUUCCCGAAUACAUUCUCCUACAGCAAGCCCGCGAAGAACAAGAGUGACGUCCUGGACGCUUCGGGGUCAGAGCUGCGGUUGGAGCCCGUUGUCCUCAGCAACGUGGUGGCGGCCGUGCGUCAGCAUUCCAUCAUCAUGCAGCUGCCGCGCUGUGAUUACUUCAAGAACAUCACGCUCGUGGCCAAUAAGAAGCUGGAGGACGCCUUCGUCGUCGUGAUAAUCGCCGAGAGCGCAAAGGCGAGCGAGAGUUACAAGCCUCCUUCAGACUGGAUCAACCAGACGUACUUCGAAACGGACAAGGGCAGCUUGCGUCCGUACGUGGCCGCCAAUCUGACCCUGAACGAUUGCCGUGGCACCAACGCCCGGCGAAAGCGGGAAGCCAUCGUGGACAUAGCCGGCAUCGACGCCUUCCGCGUCGGAACGGAAGAAGCGUGUCCAACCAACACCUUCUGCAAUGGGCAACUGCGCGACAACAUCAACUACAGCACCCAAUAUGUCCUCAUGAAUCUAAAUGAGCCAAUAUCCCAGAGCAACUGGUCUGCACCCAUACACACCCGAGCAGCGUCCGAGUACGAUGCCAUCGACACGAACUUCAUGCCGCACUCGGGCGGCAUGAUCGCCCUCACCACGAUCCUCGCGAUCCUCCUCGCCUUGCUGCUGCUCGCCUUGCUGCUGGUCUGCUGCUUCUGCAAUCGGCGCCGGGAGAAGACCCUGCCCUCUCUGAAGACCUAUAACCCGCACUUCGGCAGCAAGGUGAGCCACGGGAGCACCCUGUACCACGAGGGGCCCGUCCCAGCGCAAGUCAACGAGCUGCACCCCCAGGACCUGAGCAAACCAGUCGCCGGCGAUCCCAACAGGGCGUUCAUGUUCAACCGUAUCAUCACUGAUGGCACCAACCGUCUGGAGGGGGCGUACGGAGGAGACAAGUCGGCCCUAAUGGGGGGAGAGUUCUUGCCGGGCGCACAUACGCCGCCCAACACCAUGAAGCCCCAAACCUACGUGGUCCAGCAGCCCCACGAAGUGCUUCCGUCAGCCCCCAACGUCACCAGCAUGAAAUCGAACGUGGUGAACCAGCAGCCCAAAGACGUCCAGCAGGGACCUGUUGGCGUCACCUACGUACUCGGCCAGCCUCAAGAGGAAUCCCUCUACUCCAUCGUGCAGCAGCGCCCCACCAGGACCGCUGAGCCGACUCUGCAAAAUCAGCAGUCUUCUGAAGGCGAUCUCCCUCCAUACAUCUCACCAGACUACCCAACCAAAUAAGCCCUGGACCUGCUACAGCGACAGAAAAACCUGAACAUUGUGGUGCUGGAGGAAAUCACCCACCUUCACAACACUGAUCAUUCUAUAGCCUUCAGCACGUGGUUCACAGCAUACAUUUAUCUUCAUAAUAAAUAAUAUUAAUAGUAGGUUACAUUCCUUUGUCAGUCCACUCCUGGAUGAAGACCUCAACAUGUUGUGUUGAUCAUAACGGUGUUUCACAUACCUCACCACGCUGGUUGGUUGAAUUAUUUUUACACAAACGAUAGUUAUCAAAAUGUACUGCUUAUUUGGGUGUGCACUAAAUCACCUUUUGAUGGAAACUAACAAUAUCAAGUGCAGUUAUGUUUUAUUAAUUAUAACAUUGGUAUUAGUCCUGGCACUGAUUAUAGUGAUACUUUUUAUAUGCUGUUAUACAAAAAAGGAAAGAUAAUGGUAUUGUCAGGAUCUCAAUUAUUAUAUUCCACCAAGAUGCAAAAUAUAAUAGUCAAAUAUAUAUAGUUUUAUUAUAAAAUGUCAAAUCUUCAUUGAAUAAACUCCCAUACAGAUUCCUAGAAAUCAAUUAAUUAGAAUUUAUAUAGAGUAAAUUAUUGGUUAAAUCAACCAAAUUUCAAGGGCAAGCAGCAUGUACUUGCCCUGAUUUUGCAUGGGUAAUGUUAUAAAUGCAACCAUUAUUCACUUUGUGGUCGUAAUUCGUCUUUUUCAUAUACCCCAUCUAUCGCUCUUCCUACAUGGGUUCCCAUGCACAUUUGUCGUUGAAAAAUAACUGGCGUCAUUACGGAUGGAAAGCAACUUUGAGUACCAUUCAGACGUGCAGUGCUACCUGGUGGCUGCUUCUGGAAACUCCGAAUCACUCAAAUGUGGAAUGGCGUGUCUCUAACGUGGCUCCUUAACUUCACAGUUAUUCCGAUUGCCAUUGUCCAAUUAUUUUACACCUAUACAAGCACGUAACAGCAUUAUGUAAGCAUUUUACCAGAAGCCGUGUUUACCUAAUCCAUUUACGUUAUUGUCGCAUGCUGCACAAAAUCACAUGCUGAAAAUGAAACACAUAUCCAACAUUUGAAAUUGGCGUUCACGUCUCAUACCAUUCAGCUGUUUUUUUUGUUACAAUUACGAAACAAGCCUUCGUCUAUUAAUUAUGACUCUUGGACAUCCUCUGGAAAUAUGUAAAUAUGGUUUAAAACAAAUAUUUGUGAACAAAAGGAACUUUUACAGUCAAAACAUAAUUUGCAGCGAUUUCCUAAUCCACUGCUGGAUAAACAAGGCUUUCCCAUACUGUGUCAGUCAUGGGGGUUGUUUGACCAUACUUCACCACACUGGUCAGUACGGCAUGGUGAAGGGAGACCAAGGACGGUUCAAAUAUCACUUGCUGAUGUUAGUCGCAGUUGGGAUUUACACUCAAGGCACCAGGUCUCCCACUGUGCUCCGCCCAACUUUUCCAGCUAAUGUAUAUACUCAACUAGACUCUACGUUGUUUCUGAAAUGUAAUUCUAAACUUUUGUUGGACCUUGGGAUCUGGGAUGUUAUUUGGAAGCACUUUAAAUAAAUGGACAAAAUAAUGUAAUUAUCGCAAAUUCUCACGUGUGUCUGUACAAAACUCUGGAAGGUAGUGUGUAAUGUGUGAACAUGAUUCACCAAUAAUAUGAAGUAUGUGCGGUAGUUACAAUUACUCUGUAAUCGAGGGUACUUACACUAUCAAACUGUCCAUGAAAUUUAAGUGCUGUUCAUUCUUUGUUGUUUAACGGAUACAUGUAUGUUUUCUAUGGGUUCUGUGUCUUUCGUUUAUUGAAAUCCUAUAAUGCAGCACUCAAUGGAUUAAACAUCAAUGUUUACAUCUUGUCUAAAGCCUUUCUCCUAUGGAUGCACCAUGUCUGUAAUGUUCUUUAAAAUGUAUUUAAAAUAAAUAUAGGAAUGUGUACCUACU
This is a messenger RNA of Lethenteron reissneri (Far Eastern brook lamprey), 9394 nucleotides long. RefSeq lists its product as uncharacterized. Lineage: Eukaryota; Metazoa; Chordata; Hyperoartia; Petromyzontiformes; Petromyzontidae. Gene Ontology annotation, molecular function: calcium ion binding; protein binding. The record is from RefSeq and is a predicted model, not a curated record.